AUGAGUAACUCUAGUCCUAAUGUUGAGUCACUUUACAAUAAGUCAUUAAAUCAGUUUUGUGAUUCCAUGAACGAAGAAAUCCUGCAAAAUGUGUUAAAGUGGUUACCACCAUCAAUCAGUUUACAAAUGAUAUGGAAGAUCUUACGUGUAAACGACGGUUGCGAAAAGUUUGUGUAUAAUCAUAUGCUCAAAGAUAGUGAGAUUUCUUCAAUUAAUCGAGGACGUGAAAUUGCUCAAAUGUCAUUACAAAAUUCAGGCUAUGUAGCGCCUGUCUCUUAUAGACAGAUGAGUUCUGAAACUCAUGAAGGAUUUGCCACCAUACAACAAACUAAAUUUGUUGAUUGUUUCAAUUUUUCUAAUUAUUUCAACUUAACUUUGUUUUCAAAGUUGGUAGAUGUCACCAAUUAUCGAAGUCAGCUGUUCACUAUUUUCCAGAUUUGUGUACAAAUUAAAGGAUUUAAAUUUCCCCAACAUUUGGCUGAUGAAUGGAUACAAAUAGAAAUAGAAGAUGACAAUGACAAUAUAAAUGUUCAUCACAUUGAGCAAGGUCUCAAAUUAGGAUUUUUUCUUGGCGAUGCCGGUUGGUUCAAUGAAUGUGCUCUAGUCUUAUCGCAUACAUACAAAAUAAUAACUACAAAAUGGGUGUGUCUUGAUCGAAAUUUAGAACUGGUCAAAAUUAUUCAAUGUCUAACCAAGUGGUUAUUAGUAGUGUCAAACUACCAUAAUUUUGAUGAAGCUAAAAUAGUAUUACAACAUAUGCUACAGACCAUCGAUAUCAUUGAAAAAAUAGAAGGAAGAACAUUGUGUAUAGCGUAUGCGUAUGUGGCCGUUUCUCAAUACUACUAUGUAUUAAUGGAAUUUAAUGAGGCUUGGUCAUGGGCAGUUAAAGCUGUCUAUGAACUUCGGGAUAAGAGUGCUGAUAUCUUGAAACUGCUGGUUAUAAGUCAUGCCAUUAGAGUUUGUUCUGUUUUGAAUAAAUUGAGUACAGCAAAAAAAUUGAUAAAUCAAUUGCACACUUACGAAAAAGAAAUUGAUCAGAACAUUUAUGUUGAUAUGUUAUUGAAUGAAGCAUGCUACUCAUUAAAAGCUGAUUUAGCAAAAGAUAGUAUUAAUAGUUACUAUAUUGCAUUGGACUCUAGAAGAAAUUUAUUUGGGUAUUACAAUUUACAUACUGCAAUCGUUUUUGUUGAUUAUGCAUAUGCUCGAUAUGUUUGCGAUUAUUCAACAACUGAUUUUAAUGAAGCUAUGCGAAGUAUACUACAAGGCAUAUUUAUUAUGGAAAAAAUUGGUUUACCAAAUGAUAAUAUGUUAUUAGUAAAUGCUGGACGGAUAAAAGCAUUGAUACUAGAAGAAAAAGCAUUGGACAUAAUGGAUAGAGGUAUCGAUAUUUACAUUCAUGAAGGUAUACGAGAUUUACAGGCUGAUGGAAUAAAGCGUUUGUUGGAAAGAAUGAAGAAGAACAUGUUAAAUGAAGCUGAAGCUCUCCAUUUAAAAGCGUUAAAAGUUUCUUUACAAGCAGUUGGAGUGAAAGCCCUGCUUACAGCAAAAUCGUACUGCAAUCUAGGAAGACUUUAUCAAAGCCAGGAAAAAUAUACGCAAUCUGAACAAAUGCAUUUAAAAGCUAUUGAAAUAAAAGAAUCAAUUUUAGGUAAAGACAACCCUGAAGUGGCUCUAUCUUUAGGUCACUUGGCUAGUUUGUACACAUAUCAGUUAAAAAAAUAUCGAGAUGCCGAAGAACUUUAUUUGCGUUCAAAAACUAUAUAUGAAACUACCUAUGGUCGCCAGUACACGGGAUUACUGUAUGAUUUCCAAGGAUUAGUAGAAGUUUAUCGUGAACUAAAUAAUACUGAAAAGUUAAAUCAAUACAAUGAAAAUAUAUUUAGGUUUCAUGAAACACGUGAAGCUUGGUUACAUCAGGUGCACACUGCAGUUGAUGAAAACUGUACUAAAGACGAUUUAAGUUUAGAAAAAUUUAAAUGCAUACUUAAUGAGUGCGCUUGUGACAAGUAA
This is a messenger RNA of Macrosiphum euphorbiae (potato aphid), 2010 nucleotides long. NCBI's taxonomy places the organism in Eukaryota, Metazoa, Arthropoda, Insecta, Hemiptera, Aphididae. The record is from the annotation of a GenBank genome assembly.